Molecule: messenger RNA, 5031 nt
Organism: Amphiprion ocellaris (clown anemonefish)
Lineage: Eukaryota; Metazoa; Chordata; Actinopteri; Pomacentridae
Gene: rest
Product: RE1-silencing transcription factor
Exons: 6
Coding region: 194-3034 (946 amino acids)
Biological process (GO): regulation of gene expression
Cellular component (GO): nucleus
Source: RefSeq, a predicted model, not a curated record
AGCAGCGACGUAAUGACGUCACGGCCCUACGUCGCUGUGGAGGAAUGUGCGGAAACUUCUGUUCACUUUUCUGUCUGCGCUGUUCGUCGAGGGAAAAAGUACAAAAGUGGACAAAAACUCCACUAAAGUUCGAGUAAAGUUUGGAUGUGAAGUGUCGGUUCUCUUUCUGCUGAGGUGAACAGCUGAAGGUGACAUGGCCGCUCAGACGGUGUUCUCGGUGGAGAUGUUCCCUGUGGGUGUCUCUAUGAUGGAGGACGGGCAGAGUCUCAGCGACAUGCCCAGGAACACGCUGCCCGCCCCUCAGCUGGUGAUGCUGGCCAACGUGGCAGCGGUGACGGCGGCAGAGAGCGGCGGUGGCGAAGGCAGCGCUGCAGACGAGAAGGAGAUGAUGGAGCUGAAGACGGUGGGAUGCAGCUACUCAGACAGUGAGGACGAGAGCAUCAUCAGGUACAGCUACGACAACCAGAACCAGAGAGAAGUCUGCAUCAUCGAGUAUCCUGAGUCUCCAGGCCUGACUGCUGAAGGCGUGGUAGUUGGAAACAGCGCUGAGGGAAAUGGGGGCGACAAAGCUGAAGACCUGUCCCGCCGGCCUCAGCCCCACCCACCUGCUGCCGCCACCACCGGUUCUGCCAAACCACCUCAGCAGGGUGCCAAACACAAAGAGCCCCCCAGUGCCACAGAGAGCGCCAAGAAGAAGAAGCCCUUCCACUGCAAACCAUGCCACUUCCAGGCCCAGAAUGAGCAGGAGUUUGUGGAGCACCUCGGCACCCACAGCAUCAGCAAGAUGUUGGUGGUAAACCGUGUGGAGGGGCGUAGCAAGACCAAGGCCAAGGAGGCGGAGCCGCCCGUGUCCCAAGCUCCAGCAGGUGGGGGGGCCGACAGCAGUGGGGAGACGACGACAGCAGGCGACAUCAAGGGGCUGAUCAGGUGUGAGCGGUGCGGCUACAACACCAACCGAUACGACCACUACAUCGCCCACCUGAAACACCACAGCAAGGAGGGAGAGGACCACAGGGUUUUUAAGUGCACCCUGUGUCCGUAUACCACCGUCAGUCAGUACCACUGGAGGAAACACCUGAGGAAUCACUUCCCCAGCAAACUGCACACCUGCAGUCAGUGUUCCUACUUCUCAGACCGCAAGAGCAACUACAUCCAGCACAUCCGGACUCACACUGGUGUCCGUCCUUUCCAGUGCCUGUACUGCGACUACUCCAGCUCUCAGAAGACCCACCUGACCAGACAUAUGAGGACUCACUCAGGUGAACGUCCUUUCAAGUGUGAGAGCUGCACCUACUUGGCAGCCAAUCAGCAUGAAGUGACCCGGCACGCUCGGCAGGUCCACAACGGCCCUAAACCUCUGUCCUGUCCCUACUGCGAGUACAAGACAGCCGACCGCAGCAACUUCAAGAAGCACGUCGAGCUGCACCUCAACCCUCGCCAGUUUCUCUGUCCACUCUGCAAGUAUGCGGCCUCCAAGAAGUGCAACCUGCAAUACCACAUUAAGUCCCGGCACUCCGGCUGCAACGUUGCCGUUGACGUUUCCAAGGUCAAGCUGCGUGUCAAGAAACCUGGUCCUGAUGAGGAAAACACUGACUCCAAAGCUAACAAGUUUGACAAUUCCUCAAGCAUCGAGGAGGACUUUGACAUGGAAGACAAGGAUGAGGACGAGGACUCGAGCCCAAUCAAUCUGUCAAUCAGAAAGAUUGGCAGGUCCAGUGUUAGCCAGCCGGUGCAGAGUGAAACACCUGACAAGGCUCAGAAGAAAUUGAACAUCACUUCUGAAAAAUCCUCAAAGGUGAAGGACAAAGUGGAACCGGAGAAAAAGAUUGCAACGAGGCAGAAAAGGGUGAACGGGAGUCAAGCGGUGAACACAUCUGUUAAAGAAACCCAGACGGAGGUAACAACUGCCAUAGAUACAGACAUCAAGGUGAAGAGGCGAGUCAAGAAGCCCCCGGCAGAUAAAAUAGUAGUCCAGGACCAAGCUGAACCACAAAAACAUCAAAUAGAGCCAGAGAAACUCGAUAAACAAAGAUCGGAUGAGGCCAGAUCAGUGAGACUGAAGGUGGAUAAAGAAGAUCAGAAGAGCAACAGCAGUGGGAGGGAGAACAAGAGCCUUAGCAAACCUCGCAAGUCUGCAUCCAAGAAAUCAGAGAAAACUCCAGAACACGUUGAUGAAGCCGGACAGAAACCGGACAGUGCUGCAAGAACUCAGAAAGAGAAGUUGGCUAAGGACAAGGCUGUAAAGAGGAAAGCUGUGGAAGCUUUAGAUCUGUCCAGCAAGUCCUCUUCUGAGACCCCGUCCAAGACCAGGCGUCUGAAAGCCUUGAAAUCUGCUUCAGAAGACAUAACCAAGACCAACGAGUCCAGUCCAACGACACACAAGUCUGCUGGAGCGACAACAGGAAAGCAGAAGAAGACCAGGAGUUCCAACAAGAAGGCCACAAGUCUGCAACAAACCACAAAAGAGAGGUCAGCGUCUGACAUCAGGCUGUCCUCUGAGGCUCCAGAAGCUUCUGCUCAGCUGGACGACCUGACACCAGCCACCACCACUGACCCGACAGAAACCACCACCUUUACAGACCAAACCACUCUGGCAGAGCCAGAGAAAAGUCUGGAUGUUUCCCCCAGCAGCAGCUCCAGUGAGGAUACACCUUCUCCAGCUGAGGACCGGCCUGUGCCGACCUUUGUGAAGCCCACAUCACCGCCAUCUCUGGUGCUUCCAGGCCAGCGAAGCAAAGCCGCUGACCCCGAGGACGAUGAGGGCAUACACAGCAGCCACGAAGGGGGAAGCGACAUUAGCGACAGCGCCUCCGAGGGCAGCGACGACUCUGGCCUGAACGGUAACAGCGCCGUUUCCGGUAAGAUGGCCAAUGACCCUGAAACGCCCACCGACGAGAUCCCAACGCCGACGGAGCUCAAGAGUCACAUGUGCAUCUUCUGCGACCGUACGUUCCCUUUGGAGGGGGAGUACCGCCGCCACCUGAACCGCCACCUUGUCAACGUCUACUACAUGGAUGCCAAAGCUCAGAAAUAAGGAGCUGUAUGCAUGGCAACGCUCAAAAGUGUGAGAACAGAAACCAGGUUAUCACAGUUAACUGCUGAGUGUCUUUACAUUUAAACACAUCACGGCAUGAGGUCCAAGCACCAACACUGCAGCACCGCUGUCAAACUCAUAGAACCUACAAAACAUUUCACCAUCUUCAAACAUCAGCCACAGAGUUUCAUUUAUGUUUGCGCCAGGUGGUGGUGCUCUCUCAGAGUGACUGUUAGAUGUUUUUAUUGGUCCUACAGCGUCCUGAACUGCCAUCAGAUUUGGUGAAAUCAUUCUGAUGGUCCAGAGACCAGGCUCUGAAGAGCUCUGGGGCGGCGCUUGGUGUUCGGGCUUCACUGUUAUCAACUGCAGAGAUUCAGUCUCUGGACACGCUAUGACAUCAUCAUCAUCUAUCUCAUGUGUUUUUUGAAAAUGCUGAUUUGGUGCAUCAGCUUUGUAAGAUUUUCAUCAUUUCUCUCAAUGAAGUUUAUCAUCAUAUCAAAUAUUUCAUGAUCACAGCUCAACAUCUGGAGAUGGAACUGUUCUACUGGGUAACCCUCUGAACUCCUUUUUUAUUUCUCAUCACUGCAAGCUCAGUAUAAAGUCCUGCACCCCUAUGGAAGCAACACAACAUGACUAGACGGAGAAUGAACUUAGAAAUGUGUUCCUUGUGGUAUGACACAAUUAAAAUGAGACGAAGUCAGGAAAAAAAAGCAGAGAAACAUUUCUUUAAUUGUAUGAAAAAAAACUGGAAUCAACAUGUCCAACAUUUUUCCAAGUGUUCCCCACACUGGAAAAAAUAGAGGCUCAUUAAACUGUAGAUAUUUAACUGUUUACAUUUUUGUUUUUCACUGUUCUUUCAUCAGCUGUAGAGAGAUGUUUCACCAUGCUGAACGUGUCCUCUGUUCACUGUUUUAGAGCCAUGCUGCAUUUAUUCUAUUGACCCAGUAGGCUUUCUUUUCCUCUCUCUUGUUCUGUGCGAAGCUCUGUGGAAACACUGCCUGCAGUUCACCUGAAAACUCACAGCUGAGUCAGUCAUGGAGAUUCACUUGUGCUGGGGAGAGAAGAAGUUUUUGGUUUUUAUAAGAACUAAGUAAACACUUUAUUUUGGGCAAAUUUUUAAAUUGAGUGUUGACCUGCUUUCUGAGUUCUGUUACAAACUGCCAGUUGUACAGUCUGUGUGAACGUCAAAAAUUUCCCUUUUUAAAAACAUUCAGUGCCUUUGACAAUCAACUCUAUGUACCGUGAGACAUUGUAUUGUUUCUUUUUAUUGCUUCUCUUUAAAUUGUUUCAGUUGUUGUAUUUCUUGUCGUUUGACAGUUAAAAUCUUCAGAAAAGUUACAGAUGGUUUUGUGUUUUGCUUCUGGGGUGGUUUUAGGUGAACAGAAAAGUUGAAAGUAUUUGUUGGUUCACAGCUUCAGCCUGUGGAUGAAACCUGAAGUGUGGUUGGUUUGAUGCGAUCACACAUCAAACUGUACUUCUUAGCAGCUGAGGUGGUUAAAUCCUUAGCCUGAUCAUAACUUCAGUCUGUAUUUGGCCUAAAGAAAUAACUGGUUUCCUUGUAAAUACCUCGGUGCAAUAUUCCUUUUAGUCGAGAUGCCAAAGCGUUUCUUCUGUCUGUACAUUUCUACAGUGUUUUCAUUGAAGAACAGUUUGUCAGCCCUUAAAGGUUUAACAUAUUAGCUCACAUGUUUCUGACCAUGUAGCUGAUGUUAUUUUAUCUUUUCUUUCAUUACAAAGGACACUAAACCCAUCCUGCAAUAAAUGGGACGAAUCACAGACUCAGAGCAGAACAAACACAAGCAGUCUGCUGUUCUGGGUGAUGAAACAGAAGAAAUAAAAGAACACCAGCUUCACUCUUUAGGUUCCCAGUAACAUAUGGAACAUGUCAGGAUGACGAUUCACUGAGUCGCAGUAGUAGGAGCUCUUCAACUUAAAACUAACAGUUCAUCUGAAGCAUACUGUACUCUGCUCUUUUGAAAUAAACUUAUUCAAACUCA